AUGAAAAGACAACUCUCGGUCAACUCCCUUUCCCUUUGUUCGAUAAUAUGCAGAGCCCCGACGCGGGGCACAAUUGCCUCCUCCAAUCUCCGCAGUGCUAUUUCUACGCCGAACAUCAGAAAGAUUCACGCCCGCGCAACCGAAUACCUACCAUCCAAUCUCCCUGAAUGGACGGAGUCACAGCGGUCGGUCCGCGAAGCAGUCUCCGCAAUAUGUAGCCAAUACACCGAUGAGUAUUGGUCGGAGAGGGACAUGGAGCACAAAUUUCCGUGGGAGCUCUACAAGGAUCUGGCUUCGAAUGGAUGGUUAGGGAUCUGUCUUCCAGAGAAAUAUGGCGGCUCUGAACUCGGUAUAUCGGAGGCAGCCGUGAUGCUCCAGACUGUAUCUGAGUCUGGUGCAGGAAUGAAUGGCGCUUCCUCGGUCCAUAUGAACAUCUUUGGUCUGGAACCUGUUGCCAAGUUUGGGACUGAUAAGCAGAAGGAGCAAUGGCUUGUGCCUUUGAUACAGGGCAAAGAACGUGCCUGUUUUGCAGUUACAGAGCCCAACACCGGCCUAGAUACCCUGCGGUUACAAUCAUCAGCACGCAAGCAAGGGGAUCAUUAUAUUCUCAGUGGCUCUAAGGUUUUUAUCUCGACUGCCCAGGUGGCGGAAAAGGCCCUGAUCCUUGUCAGAACUACACCCCUCAAGGAUGUCAAGAAACCUAGCGAGGGGCUCUCCUUAUUCUAUACCGAUCUUGAUCGAUCUGCCGUGCAAAUCCACGAGAUUCCUAAGAUGGGACGCUCCGCAGUGGACACGAAUAGCCUGUCCUUUGAAGACUGGAAGGUGCCUGCAGGCGAUUUAAUUGGACAGGAAGGCGACGGAUUCCGUAUGAUACUGCACGGUAUGAAUGCUGAGCGUAUUCUUGUCGGGGCAGAGGCCUUAGGGUUAGGAUAUGCAGCAUUGCGCCGGGCGUGCAAUUAUACUAGCGAGCGGGUUGUCUUUGGAAACCCCGUUGGCAAGUAUCAAGGAAUUCAACACCCCCUUGCCGAAUGCUGGAUGAACCUCGAGAGCGCCCGGCUAAUGAUCUACCUGGCGGCGCGGCUCUAUGAUGAAGGGUAUGAGGAUGGGGAAUAUGCCAAUGCUGGGAAGUACCUGGCCUCAGAAGCCGCCUUCAAGGCCGCAGAGCGAGCAAUCAUGUCUCACGGAGGUAUGGGAUACGCAAAGGAGUAUCACGUGGAGCGGUAUUUCAGAGAGGCGGUCUUGUCAAGAAUAGCUCCGGUAAGCGGGGAAAUGAUCAAGAACUACAUAGGUCAGCGUGUUCUGGGCUUGCCUAAAAGUUACUAG
Molecule: messenger RNA, 1323 nt
Organism: Penicillium pulvis
Lineage: Eukaryota; Fungi; Ascomycota; Eurotiomycetes; Eurotiales; Aspergillaceae
Product: acyl-CoA dehydrogenase family protein
Exons: 1
Coding region: 1-1323 (440 amino acids)
Molecular function (GO): flavin adenine dinucleotide binding; acyl-CoA dehydrogenase activity
Source: RefSeq, a predicted model, not a curated record